Molecule: messenger RNA, 1038 nt
Organism: Meloidogyne enterolobii
Lineage: Eukaryota; Metazoa; Nematoda; Chromadorea; Rhabditida; Meloidogynidae
Source: the annotation of a GenBank genome assembly
UAAUUCUUGCAAAAGUCCCCGCCGCUGAGUAUUUUAAAAUAAAAUAAGAUAAAGCAAAGAUAAUGUAAAUAGAGAAUAAAGAUUUAUGUUUUUGCAAUUUUGUUAAUGGCGUUGAGGCAGAGGCUAAGGCAUUAGGAAAAAAUUUUGACAAAGUUGGCAACUUUUUUCUAGGUUUUUGACUAUUUCGUAAAAAUGGACCGUACUAAAAAUGAACAAAAAAUUUUUACACUAAGGACUGUUCUUAAUCUUUUGAAUGAAUGGAAAAAUUUUAUUUUCCAAAAUGAGAAACACCCUUUCUCCUCCCACAAAAAUUGGUCCGUUUCGCAAGAAGGCUUAAUUGAAUUCAUUUGGCCAUAUACUCAAAAUUUUUCUCCAAAUAAUAUAUUAACAACACCAACAACAUUAAUUACUCCAUCAUCAUCUACACAACAACAAUCCUUUCUACUAAAUUCACAACAACAAUAUUUACAUUCAUUUCAAUUUCCGUCUCCACCUUUUUUUAUUCAAAAUAAUUUAACUCCAAAUUUUUCAACAUUUUUUUCUUCUCCUCCAUCUUCUUCUAAUACAAAUCCAUUUUUAACAGCAUUUUUUACAUCCUUAUUUCAAAAACAAUUUAUUCUUAAUCAAUUACAAAAACAACAAAUAACUUCAAUAUUUCAACAAAAUACACCACCGUCAUUUAAUUCAACACCUGGAACUAGUAAUAGUGAAGAUAGUUGGAGAACAAAUAACUCUUCAAAUAAUUUAACUUCAUUUAAAUAUCCAAAUAAUAUUUAUCCUACAACAACAAAAAUAUCAAAAAUUGUGGAAAAGGUAACUAAUGAAAAGAAAUUAUUAAAUAAAUCAUCUUGUAAAAGAAAAAAUGAAAAUAAAGAAUUAAAAGAAACACCAAAAAGAAGAAAAAUAAACAAUAUAUUAAUUAACAACAACGACAACAAUAACAUACAAAAAGUACAGUGUAAUGUUUGUGGUAAAUCAUUUGGUAGACCAUGUUUGUUGAAUGGACAUAAAAGAAUUCAUGGUUUAGCCAUACUUUAG